UUGAAACUUGAGCUGAGCUGAGCAGGGCGGGUUUGAAAAAAGAAUUCUUCAUUCUAAAUCUUGUCUUGUGCGGAUGGGUCUUACUUGCUUGCUUGCAUGUGCUACUGCUGCUGCUAUCUGCGCGGGGAUCCGUAUGUUGUAUGUGUAGUUGUGUGUAUGUGUGGAAGUCGGGAUUGAGAGUUUGGGAUGGAUUGAUUGAUUUGACAUGAACAUGACUACUCUCUCUCUCUUACUUAUUUGCUUUGGACGGUUUUCCUGGAAAUCACCUUUGAUUGAUGGGAUGGCAUGGCUUAGAUGCAAUUUCGUCAUGAUAGUAGUGUUCAAGACCAGACUCCGUUUCAUACCCGUGCUAGCUAGCUAUUUUAUACAGCGAGGCACUCAUCCUUAGGUACCUAGGUAAACAAGAAAGAAAGAUGGAGAGAGAGUGU
This is a messenger RNA of Amorphotheca resinae ATCC 22711, 428 nucleotides long. RefSeq lists its product as hypothetical. The transcript has a single exon. The record is from RefSeq and is a predicted model, not a curated record. Bases 206 to 388 code for a protein of 60 amino acids. NCBI's taxonomy places the organism in Eukaryota, Fungi, Ascomycota, Leotiomycetes, Helotiales, Amorphothecaceae.